UUGCUAACUGGAAAAAGAGGUUGUGUUCCUCCUGAACUGCUCAACCUGAUUGAUGAACGCAAUGAGCGUAUAGACCCGGAGAUGUUGAAAAAAUCUGUGUUAGCAAGGAUGACCGAACAAGCUACGAAAGAUGAAGCUCGGUAUAACAGAGGUAAAGCCAAAGUGAACAGAUUCGAGAAGGGCGAAUACGUCUUGUUAAAAGAACCGCCACGUCUGGGUACCAAAUUAAGCCCAAAAUAUGAUGGACCUUUCGAAGUAAGAAAAGUUUUACCUCAUGAUAGGUAUGAGAUUCGAAAAAUCAAUGGUCGUGGUCGGGCAAGAAAAGUAUGCCAUGAACAACUAAGAAGCGCUCCUAAAUUCGGAGUACAAAAUGACGUGGCCAUAUCGGCGAUUAAUAAAGACGUCGAAGCAAGUUCAUCCAAAGAUGAGUAG
Messenger RNA from Danaus chrysippus (African queen), 432 nucleotides. NCBI's taxonomy places the organism in Eukaryota, Metazoa, Arthropoda, Insecta, Lepidoptera, Nymphalidae. The record is from the annotation of a GenBank genome assembly.